AAUUAUCAAGACUCGAACGCAUCAUAACUGUAUUGCAUUUUCGUAUCGAUACCUGAUCAAUUAUUUCUCAUUUUUUUAAUUUCUCUAGAAAAAAUUAUUAAAAUAUUUAUGUCGCGGACAAUGUGACGACCGGGAACCGGCUACAGCCGGUAGACGUGAGUAGCAUGGUCAUGAGUAUAAGUAAAGGGUGAGACGAUGAGAUAAGUCACACAGCUAAACCACACUCUUCCUUCCACUCUCCACUCUCUCUCUCUCUCUCUCUCUCUCUCUUCCGCAACUCCGACCAACUACUCGCCGCCGGUCAAACACCACCAUGCCGAUCAGAAACAUAGCCGUCGGCCACGUCGGCGAGGCGACCCACCCGGACGCCCUGAGGGCCGGCCUGGCCGAGUUCUUCUCCACCCUGAUCUUCGUCUUCGCCGGUGAGGGUUCCGGCAUGGCCUUCUCCAAGCUCACCGACGGCGCCGCCAACACCCCCUCCGGCCUCAUCGCCGCCUCCAUCGCCCACGCCUUCGCCCUCUUCGUCGCCGUCUCCGUCGGCGCCAACAUCUCCGGCGGCCACGUCAACCCCGCCGUCACCUUCGGCGCCUUCCUCGGCGGCAACAUCACCCUCCUCCGCGGCAUCCUCUACUGGAUCGCCCAGCUCCUCGGCUCCACCGUCGCUUGCCUCCUCCUCAAGUUCGCCACCGGCGGCCUCGAAACGGCGGCGUUUGGCCUGUCAGCGGGAGUGGGCGUAUGGCAGGCGGUCGUUUUGGAGAUCGUGAUGACGUUCGGACUCGUGUACACCGUCUACGCGACGGCGGUGGACCCCAAGAAGGGAAGCUUGGGGACCAUUGCUCCGUUGGCCAUCGGUUUCAUCGUCGGAGCCAACAUUCUGAUCGGCGGGGCCUUCGACGGAGCGUCCAUGAACCCGGCUGUGUCGUUCGGACCGGCUGUGGUCAGCUGGAGCUGGGAGAACCACUGGGUCUACUGGGUCGGACCGCUGAUCGGAGGCGGGCUGGCCGGAGUGAUCUACGAGGUCAUCUUCAUCGGCUACGGGACCCACGAGCAGCUCCCCACCACCGAUUACUAGGCGGUUGCAUUAAUUAAUGGCUCGCGGCUUUUUCUGGAUUUAAUUUCAUGUAUUUAUCUAUCUUUAAUCUGGUUUAUGAGGUGGGUUUAAGGAUGGAUUAGUGUUGUGUUUGGAUUUGUAAUCGUGCUUUGGAAAAUUCCGUUUUGUUAAUCCAAGGGGUGGGUGUGUAAUUUGUUGGGUUCCCCUCUCUUUCGGUUGUAAGAUUAUUGUGCUUCGUCGACACAAAUUUGAUCGAGUGACGUGGCGUCGUAUCGGUCAACACAAAUUUGUUGCCAUUUCUCCUUAAUCGCUUUGCUUAUGUAGUUAAAAGUUAAUUAGAGGUUAGGGGUCAUUUUCCGUGGAUCAACGCUGAAAGAGAAUAAUUUGAAAACUGCGGAUAAAGUAGGCAAAAAGUAGUUCAAAUUCAAUUAUUGAAUGAAGGUAACGUUAAUUACUACUUCAUUAUCAUUAUCUUAAUGUGUAAUCACGCUGAAAAUGAGGAUUUGCUACUUAAAACGUGGAUGUGCUGGCGUCUCUACAGCGGUUGAGCUUUUAGUUGAGAGCUACCUCAUGAUAAGGUUUUUUAAUUAGUAUACAAAAUCGGAUUAGAGUGUUAAUGAAUUUCUGUUCUGGUUGUGUCGUAGGAUCAUAUUAAGAUCACAACAACAACGCAUUAAUAGAGCACGUAUAUAUAUUUUUUUUGUACGAAGGUGAUAUCCGUAUGUUUUCAUUCUUAUGUGUUACAUAAAAAAAUUCAAAUAUGGAAUUUUUAUAUUGAAUCUCAGCCAUAGAUCCUGCUACACCAAGUCGUUAAAGUAGCUAUAUUUUUUGGUAUAUAGUUUGAUUUGUUUUUGUGUUGAGUUUACAUUCUUAGUUCAAGUAAAAAAGAUGUACUAGUUAUUUAUUCUCGUUACUUUUUCGACAUAACUUUUUAUUAUAACGUUGACGUCGUGUAUGAUAAUAUUUUAUGCAAGCCUAUCUAGUAUGUGACAAAAAAUGUUUCCAAAUGAGCCGAGCUGAGUUUUGACCUAGCACAGGCUCAACCAAUUAAUUAACGAACAAGUCAAGUUCGAACUCAAGUUGCUUAUUGAAAUCUCGAACUCGUGUUUGACUCGAGGUCAACUCGAACUCGACUCAUUGUUAAGCUCAACUCGAGCUCAACUCAUUGUUUACUUAUUAUACGAUAUAUGACUCCCCAUCCACUCCAUGAAGAGCCUAGAGAGACAAUCGAACCACCACCAAGAAAAUAUUCUUUGGUGCACACUCAUCAAUCACCGUUUAUAUCAUUGACUACGGCACUGAGCCAAAAGCUAGCUAGCAGCGCAUGUGAAAAACCUUCUGCUAGCUUCUGGACCAUUUCCUGUGUAUUUUCCCUUUUGAAAUGUCUCAUUCUGGGGCAUGCACCAUAAAUCCAUAAUAAUACUAUAAUAUAAUAUAAUAGUGUUUGAUUCGAGUUUGGCUCAUCAAUUAGCUUGCAAGAUCGACUCGAGUUUCGAUAUCAUGUAAUUUAGCUCGAAGUUUUUAAUUGUGCAUAUCAUGUUAUUUAAAUAAGAGCAAUUUAUGAUACAUAAUUGAUUUUUUUAAAUUAUAAAUGAGACACAUUUAAUGCGUGCUCAAAUUCUUAAAUAUCACAUGUGGCAAGAUAUGUAAUCUAACAAAUAUGUGAAUUAUCAACAAGCCUAUAAUAAACCAUUAGUCGACUUCCUUCAUAAGUUACUAGUUGAGGUGGUUGUCGAGCGAGCUCGUGACUCAAAUCAAGCAAAACUUACGAGUUGAACUCAACAAACCAUCCAACCAAAAAUGGCUCACGAAACUCAGCUCGUUGACAUACGAGCUGAAAGUUCUUUUUGCUAGCUAGCCAGCUAGUUUAGCCCAAACCUAGUCGAGAGAGGAUCAAUAUGUUUGGUGUAACAUACUAUUACUAUCUCCACGGACUGACAUGGUUGUAUCCUUCCUAGUUCUCUUUAGAGGGAAAGUAAAUGAAAUGUAUGAACAGUA
Linum trigynum is the source of this 3049-nucleotide messenger RNA. NCBI's taxonomy places the organism in Eukaryota, Viridiplantae, Streptophyta, Magnoliopsida, Malpighiales, Linaceae. The record is from the annotation of a GenBank genome assembly.